This is a messenger RNA of Polypterus senegalus (gray bichir), 1098 nucleotides long. RefSeq lists its product as uncharacterized. NCBI's taxonomy places the organism in Eukaryota, Metazoa, Chordata, Cladistia, Polypteriformes, Polypteridae. The transcript has 7 exons. Bases 78 to 788 code for a protein of 236 amino acids. The record is from RefSeq and is a predicted model, not a curated record.
UGCUGCCCAGGUAACCUCGCGCGCGCUCUUUACCCUUUUUGGCGCCCAAGUAACUUUUUGUGUAAUGUUGAUGUGACAUGCACGAGCACGAUCGUAUGCGCUUGCCCUCACCCUGGCACCCAAGUGAUCGUGCACGUACGCGCGUUCUCUCCUUUCUUCAUUGCGGGUCGUUAAGCCCCUCACUUCUCCACGUUCACCGAUCUUCAGCCUGCACGGUAAAGCGAGUUAGCCUGGCGUGUUCCUCGAUUCUUGGGUGCUUUUCAGGACUUUUUCACUGGGCACUUUUCACCUUCCAUUGGCACGCGUCCAACAUGUAUGUUCUUCUGCCAGGUUUCGCUCAUUCCUCCCUCCUGAUCUCCUCGCUCAGCCUGCUUCUGCUUUCCCUGACUGAUGCCAAGAGCCCGUGCCACGUAGCCUUCAGAUUUAAAGUUGAAGGACCUCCGCGGGGCCUGAUGACUGCCCACUGCCUGACGCCAGCCUACAGCAUGAACAGCAGUGAGCUGGCCGAGUGCGACGGUGGGCUCCCCGAUGAAGAUGUGCACAUGUGCUCGACUGGCAGCGCCAUCCUCCUCUACGUCAACAGUGCUGCCUCUGCAAUCAGAAGGAAAUGCUUUUUGGAGUACGAGCCAGCAAAUUCAAUUGCAGCAGUGGGCAGCGAGAGGGUCUGUAAGCUCAGAAACGACUCCUUCACAGAAAAGGCACUGAAGAGUCACGCGGGGGUCCGUCUCUUCGUUUCUGGUCCCGUGUUUGGAGUGGCGAUGCUGCUAAUGGCGGGCGUGCUGUGCUGAGUCAGGAGUCGGCGGUGAGUUGGUGGUAUUGCAGCGGCGAAGAAGAAGAAGAAGCUCAAGCGUCCAUCCGGUUGCGACCUCCUGACUCCAGCAGGCCAUCUUCUGCUGCUCUGUUCAUCUGGACGCUUUGUGGCCUUGCAGUUGUACCGAGCUGUUGUGACACUUUAGUCUUGAGAUGCACCCUCGUCCACUUUGUGAAGUGCCAUCUGAUGGUGGGCUCUGUGUACGCAAUAAAUAAAGUUUGACUGAUAGAAGCACUGAGUGUUGACGGUUGCACGGGUUUCCUUUUCACUGCGUCCUCCACAGCAGA